Rhea pennata is the source of this 1641-nucleotide messenger RNA. It is a transcript of the gene CBX2, whose product is annotated as chromobox 2. The transcript has 6 exons. The record is from RefSeq and is a predicted model, not a curated record. The coding region runs from base 1 to 1641 and encodes 546 amino acids. Gene Ontology annotation, cellular component: PRC1 complex; heterochromatin. Gene Ontology annotation, biological process: negative regulation of transcription by RNA polymerase II. NCBI's taxonomy places the organism in Eukaryota, Metazoa, Chordata, Aves, Rheiformes, Rheidae.
AUGGAGGAGCUGAGCAGCGUGGGAGAGCAGGUCUUCGCCGCCGAGUGCAUCCUCAGCAAGCGGCUCCGCAAGGGCAAGCUGGAGUACCUGGUGAAGUGGCGAGGCUGGUCCUCCAAGCACAACAGCUGGGAACCUGAAGAGAACAUUCUUGAUCCAAGGCUCCUCCUCGCUUUCCAAAAGAAGGAACACGAAAAAGAGGUGCAGAACCGGAAGAGAGGCAAACGACCCAGAGGCAGGCCCCGGAAACUUCUGUUUUGUAGCACAUGCUCCCUAAAUCGUUCUAAGGCAGAGGAACCAGAGAUGCCUCCAAAAACUAAAUCAAGUAGUUCCUCUUCCUCAACAUCCUCCUCUUCUUCUUCCUCUGAAGAAGAGGAUGAAAGUGACCUGGAAGCAAAGAGAGGUCCUCGAGGCAGAGAGACUCACCCAGUACCUCAGAAGAAAGCCCAGAUCCUGGUUGCAAAGCCAGAAAUGAAAGACACUUCCAGAAAGAAGCGUGGACGGAAACCUCUUCCCCCAGAGCAGAAAGCAGCUCGACGGACUGUGAACCUGACAAAGGUGCUAAAAACAUCCAGGAAGGAGGCAGGAGGCAGUGCCAAAUUGAUGGGGAAACUGCAGCCCCAGCACAGCGCACAGGGCUCAGGGAUUGCCAUGCUGAAGGAAGCCCCAGGCACUCUGGCCGGACUGAGCUCUGCGUCCUCUGCGGAAAACCUUCCCAACAUGAUGAAGAGUGGUUCCACGAGCCCAAGCCGGGCCAUCAGCUGGCAGAGCUCUAUCGUGCACUACAUGAACAGGAUGUCCCAAAACCAGAACUCAGCAGAGACCUCACCUUUGGGCAGGCUGGCCCUGAAGUCACAGGCAUCAAAUAAGAGUGGCUUAGGGUUGGACUUAAAAAUGAGGAACCAGAAAGUAUCUGGGGAGCUCGGACUGAACAUACAGGGACCCAAAACUGCUAAGGGUCCUAGCAGCAGUGCUGGGGGGGACCAGAAAUCAGGGUUUGCUGCAGGAGCCCAGAUACUACACAAUGGCAGCAAGACUCCUGUGAAUUCAUCUGUUCCUGGUAGCCAGUUGGCAUCCAGUCAGGAGUUGAACCUUCAAGCUUUAAACUUGCAGAGUGUCAAAAAUGGGCAGAAUCCAGCAGGCGGAAGCAGCCUCUCUCGUCAUGUUUGCAACGCUCUGUCCAAAAGCUCCGGCAGCACAGCUGCGAGCACGGGUGCUGCCAUCGGGAAGGGUGGUGGAGCGGGUUCCGGAUUGAAUGUUACAAGCACCGGAGUGCUCUCAGGGGGGGACAGCUGCAAGAGUGACAAGCAAGCGCACAGGGCAGCCGCUGGCGAAAGAGACUCGACCAAAAGUGGUGCAGCUGGUAUGCAAGAGGGGCACGCAACCUCAGAGAACCGCAAGCCAGGAGCCCUUUCUGAAAUGAGCACAGGGGAAGAGACCAGCUCAGACUCCGAUCGGGAUUCUGCGUCCUUCCCUGGUGUAGGUCAGAACAUGUCUGUUUCGAUCCAGACCAGCCAAGACUGGAAACCCACCCGCAGCCUCAUCGAGCACGUCUUUGUCACAGAUGUCACAGCUAACCUGAUCACAGUGACAGUCAAGGAGUCCCCUACCAGCGUGGGGUUUUUCAACCUACGGCAAUACUGA